AUGUUUCUUAGCAACAACAACAACAACAACAACAAACAAAAACGACUUGCAACGGGUGCUGUAUUCAGCAGUGUUCUUUUAAUGUCGGGCGUAUUUGCCGCUCCUCCUCCUCCAGCUUACACAAACGACGAUUUUGAAGAGGAAGAAGAAGAAGACGAUGACAAUGACACUUUGAAUGAAGGUGAACGAGACGUUGUGGAUGAGCUUGCCGAUGAGUGGACUGGAGAUGACAUUGCAAACGACGAUGACCAGCAGCAGCAGCAGGAGCAGGAGCAUCUUGACACUGAACAGUUACCCCUUGAAGAGCAAGAUAGUAACAGUAAUAUCAUUCGCGUCAAAGUCGAUGAACAGGAUACACAACAAAGCAUUCUUGAUCCACCCGAUGAUAAAACACCAUGGAUCGAUGAGGAUAAUGACAAGCAACAGCAGCCAGCAGCAGGAUCUGUAAACGAAGAGGGCGAAGAUACUGGUUUUGAUGAUGCUGGAACAUUGGAUUUGGCCGAACAAGAGGAUACGGAUGAUGCUGAAGAUGAUACGCCAGCCAACCUUGAAGAUGACGGUGAUGAUGAUGGCACCAAGGCAGCCGAGAAUGAGACACCUGAAGAUAGCGAAUUGACUGUUGAAAAGCCUUGGGACGACUCAACAUCCGAAGAAGAGGAAGAGGAAGAAGCUCAUGAUACUACUACUGGUGAUGAUGAGAAAUCAGCGUUUGAUGAUAACGACGACCAAGCUGUCGAUGAGGUGGAAGAAGAACAAACUGUUACCAUGGAAAUAGAUGAUGGCAACCUAACGGAACAACUACCACCCUAUCAGACACAGCAAGAAACAAGUGACGUUGAAGAUCCAUCCACAGCACUACCACCCACCGUGGAGGAUGACAGCAUGAUCAAAUUGGAUGAUUAUCAAGUGGAUAAUACCGUCGAGGAGAUCAACCAAUCGCUUGAGAAGGCUCUGGAUAGUCUACAACAGCCAGGAUCAAUAGCCGAUCAAAAUGAGAGAGUGGAAUUUGCCAAUGCAAACAACUUUUUCCCAGAUGAAAAUCCUCAACGUUACCCAUCAACGAUCCCACCUCCCAUCCAACCCACAAAACCUGAACAAGAAGGCUUCUCAGUAUCCAUGCUGUUCUUCAUUGCCCUUUCAUUGUUCCUUCUUAUGAAGGCACCCAAGAUCAAGCGAUACCUUACUCCUCGUUCCGGAGACUACAAAUCAACGCUGCCAUACCAUCAUGCUCAUGGAAAAACACGCGAUUAA
This is a messenger RNA of Lichtheimia ornata, 1251 nucleotides long. RefSeq lists its product as uncharacterized. Bases 1 to 1251 code for a protein of 416 amino acids. The record is from RefSeq and is a predicted model, not a curated record. The transcript has 3 exons. Lineage: Eukaryota; Fungi; Mucoromycota; Mucoromycetes; Mucorales; Lichtheimiaceae.